AUGGUAGAGGAUUAUCAAACAGCUAAUAAUGUUGUGGAAUCAGACUUAACUAAUAUGUUGUUGAAGGACUUGAAUGAACUCUUAAACCUGCACAGUAAAAAGAUUGAAGAUUAUGAUCUCCCAUCUUUACCCCCUGAUACAAUAGACAGAGGUGCAGUUCCAAGUAUCAUACAAGAGGAGUUAGCGAUCGAUAUCCCCAAUGAAGAUAUUGAAUAUAUUUCUAAGUUAAAUAAUGAUCAAAUGAUUGCAUUCAACACCAUUAUGAAUGUAAUUGUUCAAAAACACAGUGGGGUAUUUUUUGUUGAUGGUCCAGGAGGAACAGGUAAAACAUUCCUUUAUCGAACAUUAAUGGCAAGUUUAAGAAGUAGAGGAGAAAUUGUCUUAGCAACUGCAUCAUCUGGUAUAGCUGCAACAUUGUUACCCGGUGGUAGGACUACACACUCUCGAUUUAAGAUACCUAUUGAUAUUCAACCGAGUUCCAUUUGUGGUAUUCAAAAGCAAAAGGAUCUUGCAAAUCUCAUUAGAGUUGUUGUCGCAAUAAUUUGGGAUGAAGCACCAAUGACAAACAAAAAUUGUUUGGAAGCCUUAGAUCGAUCAUUACAAGACAUUUGUAGCAACAAUGCUCCAUUUGGUGGAAAAUCUCAUUUAUGGAAUCAUACCAAGAUUUUGCAUUUGCGUCAAAAUAUGCGAUCAUUGCAUGAUCAAGAGUUUGCAGAAUUUCUUAUUCGCAUUGGUGAUGAUGUUAAACCUACCAAACCAGAUGACAUGGUGAGGUUAUCUUUACAUAUUGCAAUCCCAUGGGAAGGUGAACAUUCCAUACAAGUACUUAUCCAAUAUAUUUUUCCUAAUUUAGAAUUGCAUGGUUGGGAUGCCCCAUAUAUGGUACAAAGAGCUAUUUUGACACCAACAAAUGAUGAUGUCCAAAAAUUGAAUGAUAUGAUUAUCGAUCAAUUUCCAGGAGAAGAACAUAAUUUAUUAUCGUUUGACGAGGUUGAAGGAGAUAAUCAUAAUUUAUACCAGCAAGAAUUCUUAAACUCAAUUGCACAAGGUAAUUUGCCACCAUAUAUUCUAAAGAUAAAAAAGGGUGCACCAUUGAUGUUGUUACGAAAUCUAGAUCCUAGAUAUGGAUUGUGUAAUGGGACCCGGUUAUUAUGUCGUGGUUUAUAUAUGAAUAUGUUGGAUGUGGAAAUCCUGACAGGAAGCAACGCAGGAAAACGUGCUUUUUUGCCUAGAAUUAAAAUAAAAACAUCUGCAAGUGAUGGUCUGCCUUUUGUCCUUAGUAGAAAGCAAUUUCCUAUGCGACUAACUUUUGCAAUUACAAUAAAUAAAUCACAAGGACAAACCAUUCCAAAUGUUGGAAUAUAUCUUCCACGACAUGUUUUUAGUCAUGGACAGUUAUAUGUGGCUUUAUCCAGGGGUAUUUCACAGACUACAACAAGAGUUUUAACCAGGGAAGGAAAAUUGAAAGGAGAAGAUGGUGACUACAUAAAAAAUGUAGUCUACAAACAAAUUCUUUUAUCGCACCCGCAGAAUCCAGAGCGCAUUGAUAAAGGGAUGUACGAAGAAUUGAUUCGAAUCUUUAUAAGGGAAAAAGAAAAUACUUCGAAUAGAGAUUUCAUGUUCGGCAUUCCUCUUAAAGAACGUCAUUGA
Molecule: messenger RNA, 1650 nt
Organism: Lathyrus oleraceus (garden pea)
Lineage: Eukaryota; Viridiplantae; Streptophyta; Magnoliopsida; Fabales; Fabaceae
Exons: 5
Coding region: 1-1650 (549 amino acids)
Biological process (GO): DNA repair; telomere maintenance
Molecular function (GO): DNA helicase activity
Source: RefSeq, a predicted model, not a curated record